This is a messenger RNA of Eublepharis macularius, 5202 nucleotides long. It is a transcript of the gene MYLK2, whose product is annotated as myosin light chain kinase 2. Gene Ontology annotation, cellular component: cytoplasm; nucleus. The coding region runs from base 250 to 2280 and encodes 676 amino acids. Gene Ontology annotation, biological process: positive regulation of apoptotic process; intracellular signal transduction; protein phosphorylation. NCBI's taxonomy places the organism in Eukaryota, Metazoa, Chordata, Lepidosauria, Squamata, Eublepharidae. The record is from RefSeq and is a predicted model, not a curated record. Gene Ontology annotation, molecular function: protein serine/threonine kinase activity; ATP binding. The transcript is spliced from 12 exons.
UCCUCUUUCCCCGUGCUUAAUCCAGCUCCGUUACACCGAGUAUAGAAGGGGGACAGCUCUGUCCUACUUUUAAUACCGUGCUGACGGCCCACAGCAGCAGCAACGAGAAAGGCCGUGUGCUGGCGGUUGGUUGGAACUAAGUGUGGCCUUGUGUUCCUUAUGCAGAAGCUGGGCUGAAGAUUACAGCAGAGCAUCUGGUUUAAAACACAACUGUUGAGCAGAGGGGGCGCUCAUCCAGAACGGCGCAGGAUGGAGAAGGAUGGAGGGUCUUGCAAUGCUCAUGAUACCGGAGGGAGAGGAGAAGCCCCAGCAGGCAGGAAAGAAGAGGCUACGGCUGAUGCUGAAAAACAAGGACAAGCCAUAACAGUAGAGGAGAACCCAAAUGAUGCUAAGGGAGUAGAGGAGGGUCAAGGCCAUGCUGAAGAGCCAAGCCACACUGCGGCAGGAGAAAAGAGCCCAGUCAGCUCCAAGGGAGUGGAGGGUCAAGGCCAUGCUGAAGAGCCAAGCCACAUGGCAGCAGGAGAAAAGAGUCCAGUCAGCUCCAAGGGAGCAGAGGGUCAAGGCCAUGCUGAAGAGCCAAGCCACAUGGCGGCAGGAGAAAAGAGCCCAGUCAGCUCCAAGGGAGCGGAGGGUCAAGGCCAUGCUGAAGAGCCAAGCCACAUGGCGGCAGGAGGAGAGAGCCCAAGUGACACCAAGGGAGUGAUGGAGAGCCAGGGCCACGCUGAAGAGCCAAGCCAUGUCCCAGCAGGAGGAGAGAGCUCAGGUGACACAGAGGGAGUGGAGCAGAAUCAAGGCCUUCUUGUCGGUACCCAAAAGAAGCAACCCCAACUUCUCCCAAGCUUCAGCUGCCCUGCAGACCUGCCGAGACCCGAAGAUGUUCCCGAGGCAGCUCCGGCGCUUCCUGGACCUCAGAAUGCACCAGAGGCAGCUGCUUCCCCUGCAGGAGAGGGCCUGACCCCAGGGGAACCCGAGCCAGUGAAGGUCUCUGGCUUAUCAGAAGGACCUGCAGAAGAACAGCCCACGCCAGCUGAUAAGGAGGCAGGCAGGACUUUGGCAGGGCCACCUCAUUUGGCUCCAGAGAACUCCUGUGAGGCCCCGGCCCAGAUCUUGACAGAGGAGCUCAGUCCGGCCGGUCAGCUGUCUUCCAAGUCCAAAGAGGAUGCAACAACCUCAGCCGAAGUUGGGGCUCUUGCAGUGGAGGCCCCGCCCAGCCCCUACCUCACUCCAGACUUUGGCAAAGAGGACCCCUUCCUGGUCUUGGAUGACACGCCACCCCCACCAGCACCAUUCACCCACCGCAUCGUCCAACUGAGAACAGCCGACUUCAAAGAAAUCUUCAGCGUCAAUACCAAAGAGACGCUCGGAGGGGGGAAGUUCGGGGAAGUCCGUGUGUGUACCGUGAAGGAGACAGGCCUCAAGCUUGCAGUGAAAAGUAUUAAGAAGCAGGGGCCGAAGGACAGGGAGAUGGCGGAGGUGGAGAUUGAUGUGAUGAACCAGUUGAACCACAGGAACCUCAUCCAGCUAUAUGACGCCAUCGAGACGCCCAGGGAAAUCAUGCUCUUCAUGGAGUUCGUGGAGGGCGGGGAGCUCUUUGAGCGGAUCAUUGAUGAGGAUUACCAGCUGACCGAGGUCGACUGCAUGGUCUUUGUGCGGCAGAUCUGCGACGGGAUCCUCUUCAUGCACCACAUGCGGGUGCUGCAUCUGGACCUCAAGCCAGACAACAUCCUCUGUGUGACAGCCACUGGUCACAUGGUGAAGAUCAUUGAUUUUGGACUUGCUCGAAGGUUCAAUCCUUAUGAGAAGCUGAAGGUGAACUUCGGCACCCCGGAGUUCCUGUCACCGGAAGUGGUCAGCUACGAGCAAGUCUCCUACACCACUGACAUGUGGAGUAUGGGGGUGAUCGCCUACAUGCUGCUGAGCGGACUCUCCCCUUUCUUGGGGGACAAUGACACAGAAACUCUCAACAACGUCCUGGCGGCCAACUGGUAUUUCGAUGAGGAAGCCUUCGAGGGCAUCUCGGAUGAAGCCAAGGACUUUGUCUCCAAUUUGAUCAUCAAGGACAAAAGCCGACGUCUGAAUGCGGCGCAAUGCCUCCAGCACCCCUGGCUCAAUAACCUGGCGGAAAAGGCCAAACGGGUCAACCGGCGCUUAAAAUCCCAGGUCCUGCUCAGGAAAUAUGUCAUGCGGCGGCGCUGGAAGAAAAACUUCAUUGGUGUUUGUGCUGCUAACCGCUUCAAAAAGAUCACCAGCUCAGGAGCCUUGACAGCCCUGGGAGUCUGAGCACAGGCGUCUGGAACUGGGUGGAAAUUGAACGACUCGCAAGCGGAAGGGGGAAGACCCGAGAGGCAAAGCUUGAACCGUGUGCAGUGUCCUGCGUCCUGGGAACUGCCUCACUAAGAAGAAUGGAGCCCACCCCGGAGGACAGAUUUUAGCAGCUUCCCGGAGAGCUGGGGUGGUGAGGAGCGGUGGAUGCCGGCUUAGAAUUGCCCCAGGCUGGCUGCACCCAUUGUCUAAUGCUUGCUCCUUCUCCUGUACGAGAGGCCCUCUCCCCCAGUCUGCUGAUAUGAGCCUCAUUCUCCUGGCUGAAAUACACCUGGGGUAUUCCGCUGCUAAGCAAGUCCCCCUUUGGGACCCAACUCUCCACAGGCUGCCGCCGAGGGUGGGUGGCCUGCUGCUCCCAAGUUACUCUUGCAUACCUCAGUAGGCAUAAGUCAGAAUUAUCACUGCUUGGGAGGGACCUUCCUGCCUAACCACCACCGAGUUCUGGAUCCAGUCUGGCUGUCUCAGUUUGGCCUCUGUCCCCAUGGUAUAACCGUACCCCAUGACUUCGCUGCUCCGCAUUUCCCAUUGUGACCAGUCUGUCCCAGUCUGGUACCAACUGGGAUUUUUUUUCCUGCAUCCCCAUCUCCAAACUUUCUCCCCUCUGCUGACUCCCGUUUGCCGUGGAGAACGCUGUCCCAAGCCUCAAGCCGGGGGGUGUUUGCUUUCCCCUGAUUGAGCAAAUGUGGCCAAAAGUUGCUGUCCAGAUAUUAUCAUCUUGAUUAGACUAGAGAAUUCCCUGCGCCUCUCUCCUCUGUGAAGCUGCUUCUCUGCUUAAGCUAUGGCCUGAAAGGGGCCUUGCGCUGGGGUGGUGAGCCAAACCUGCUGUGGUUACUUGGCAGGGACUCCCACACGUCUGGCCUUUUUCAUACCCCCUUCACUGCUUGGCUGUCCAUGGCAGCAGGUGCGGGGGCAGGUACACUGCAGCCCAGCCUUCCGGGCUCCCAUCCACCCGCACUGGGCUCCGGUGACAGCCAUGUUCCAACUGCUGCCACGACAUGCUCCCUUUGAGUACAAGGCACCACCUCUACAAGCAGCCCCCCAAACCAAAUAAUCAACCUGGCGGCUGGCUGCAGCCAUGCAAAACUAGAAGUUGGCCUGUGGCACUCCAAACCUCCUCUCCUUGCAUGAGCAAAGCUCCGCUGCAGAGUUCCUUUAAGCUCUGGGUGGGCUCGGUGCACAGGAAGCAAACGCCCCUCGUCCCAGGAGCAUCCCCAGAUGGGCAGGAGGUGCAGAAAGAAGACCUGCAUUGUGUACAUCUCUUUGUGCUAACCCCGGUGCCCUUCUGCGCUGUUGAAGAGAAAGGGGAGAGGGAGGGGGUGGCAGCGGACGCACUGAGCCGGCCUAAUGGAGACCAGCUGGACUCGCUUCUCCUCGCCCAGCUGAAAGGCUCAUUUCAGAGCUGACCACCAACAGACAGGAACUGCCGAGAGGGCGCAAAGCUUCUCCGCUAACCUGGGUCAUCCCCUGUGGGGAAGAGAGCCCGAGAAACUGGCUUGUGGUGUUGCACAAUAACCCAGUGCUGUAGAACAGAGGCGAAAGGUGGUUCCAUGGGAGGGAGUGCAGUUUAUUAUUACUUAAUACCUACAGCAUAAAAUGCUUCGGAAUCCCUUCUCUUGUAAAUUUUUUCAUAGCUCUGCAAGGGAGGUCAGGCCUUACAAAUUUCAUUUUUCGGAUGGAGAAUUGCUAGGAGGGCUGCCCAAAUGCCCCUGGAAAUGAAGACUCCAUGUUCCUUCCUCCUCCUUUCCCCAGUAAUCUUUAGAGAAACGAAAUGUGUCACAAGAUGUCAUCGUGCUACAAGCCUCUGGGUCCUGCAAGCUUUAGCUAAUGAAAUGGACCAGAGACUUGAAUAGCCAGGGCAUGAUGAGGCAUGGAUAGCUAGGGCAUGAUGAGGCUUGCAUAGCCAGGGCAUGAUGAGGCUUGCAUAGCCAGGACAUGAUGAGGCAUGGAUAGCCAGGGCAUGAUGAGGCUUGCAUAGCCAGGGCAUGAUGAGGCUUGCAUAGCCAGGGCACGAUGCUUUUACUUGUGUUCUGGUCUCUAUGCAUGAUUGUGGGAGAGAGGAACAUCAGAUGAGCCCUGCUGGAUCAGAGCUACGGUCCCUCGUGCUCUGCUUCCUGUUUCCCACAGUGACCACUCUGUUGCCCCCGGAAGGCAAGAGGAGGAAGAACAGUUAUGCAGCUGUGCGUCCCUCGAAUGGUCUCAUUCCAAACUCUGAGCCGAUGUGCUUGCUAUGAAGGCCGCCCUAUGGGAGUGUAACACAGAUCUCUUGGGGUCAGGGCCAAGCCCCUAGACAAGAGUAAACAAAGGAGGAGGUUGAGUCUCUCAGUCUCUCUGUUGUGAUGGCACCCCAGGACCGCUGAGCAGAGAGAAUAUUUGUCCAUGGCAAAGGAUUAGCGGUGUGUUUUGCUAGAGCUCUGCUCAGUGGUGUUUGACACCAGAGCUGGUGGCCAAAUGCUGGGCUUCUCAGCCAGAUUAAGCCAUGCUGAGACACUAAACCAUGGCAAGUCCCCAGAGUACUACCCCAAAUGGUAAAUUAGGAAUUUUCUGUAUUUAGAGGUCCUUUGUAAUCGCAGUCCCUGCGCUGUAGCUUGUGUACUUAGCUUGUGCAAAAAUCCAGCUCUGGGUCUUCAGGAUGCGGCCCUGCUCCUUAGCAUAGUAAAACUUCAUUUUCAAGCUCUGUUCUUCCGCUGGAGUUCUUCACAAUGUGUCCCAAGGACAGCACCAUCUCGACAAGAAGCCGCGCUGGAUCUGACCUCCAGGACCCCUGCCCGGCCAAGCGAGCGCAUGCAUGGCCACAGCGUUGGUGGGAGCAGCGUUCUUGGGGUGCAGACAGACUGGAGGGGCCACCGCUCGGGGCUUAUUGUAAAUAAAUGUACAGGUCAA